AUGAAGGAAGGAAGGAAGAGAAAAGGAAUAGGGGACAUGGGUCGUGGAGUAAGCAGUGGUGGAGGACAGAGCUCGUUGGGGUACUUGUUUGGCACUGGUGAGGCCCCAAAAAUGGCUUCCCAGAAAGCUAAAGCUGAAACUAGUGCUGCAGGUAAAGAACAGUCUCCAAAGCCUAAUGCAGCCCCUCAGCCAGUGGAUGUCGCCAAACAGAUCCCAGCCGGCAUUCAUAGUAGCACGGCUAAUAACCAUGUCCGAGCAGAUGGUCAAAACACAUGCAAUUUCAUCACGGAUCGACCAUCAACUAAGGUCCAUGCUGCACCUGGAGGAGGUUCGUCUUUAGGUUACCUUUUUGGUGGGGGUAGCAACUAA
Striga hermonthica is the source of this 369-nucleotide messenger RNA. NCBI's taxonomy places the organism in Eukaryota, Viridiplantae, Streptophyta, Magnoliopsida, Lamiales, Orobanchaceae. The record is from the annotation of a GenBank genome assembly.